GCUUUGGAUCACCAGAGAAACCUCAAAACAACAACCUUGCUAGCCGCUGGACACAUCUUGCCAUGAUGUUUCAAAGGCUAUUUCUUCUCCAGUCUUUCUUACUGUUUUCCUUAACCACUGCCACUGCAACUGCAAAACGUCUUAAUACUAUUCCAAGGCAUAGUCCAAUAGGGCCAAGAGUUUGGCGAGACCAGCCUGAUAAAACUACUUCGUGUGAAGUUGAUGAAGAAGGUUUUGAAACCUGUUUUUACAACCAAACACUUGAUCACUUCAACUAUAGGCCUGAAAGCUAUGACACAUUUCCGCAACGAUAUGUGAUCAAUUCUAAGUAUUGGGGUGGUGCGAAUGCAUCAAUCUUAGUAUAUCUUGGUGCAGAAGCAUCGAUUGAUGGAUAUCGUGACGCUGCUGGAUUUCUAGAUGAUAACGCUGUUCAGUUUAAGUCUCUCUUGGUAUUUAUUGAGCACAGAUAUUAUGGACACUCAUUCCCACCUGGAGCAUGGGGGAAACGAGGGUAUUUCAGCUCAGCCCAGGCUUUAGCAGACUAUGCAGCCAUUAUCAUUGACAUAAAGGAGAAUCGAAGUGCUCAAUAUUCUCCAGUUAUCGUCAUUGGAGGAUCAUAUGGUGGAAUGCUGGCUUCGUGGUUUCGGCUCAAGUACCCUCACAUUGCCCUCGGAGCCUUGGCCUCAUCAGCACCAAUUCUUUAUUUCGAUGAUAUCACACCACAGGAUGCAUACUAUUCUGUAGUCACCAAGGAAUUUAGAGAAGCUAGUGAGACUUGCUACCAGACUAUAAAAACGUCAUGGUCAGAAAUUGAUGAACUUGCUUCUAAACCCGAUGGUCUCUCAAUGCUUAGCACGAAAUUCAAUACUUGCAAAAACUUGACUGAUGCCAGUGAGCUCAAGGAUUACUUAAGGUUAAUGUAUGCUUAUGCUGCCCAGAACAACAGUCCACCAACAUAUCCAGUUAACGAGGUCUGUAAGGGCAUAGAUGAUGAUGCUUCUGGAGAUGAUAUUCUAAGCAGAAUAUUUCGUGGUGUUGUUGCUUAUUAUGGAAACCAGACGUCGUGCUAUGUCAAUAAAGUUGCCUACCAAUCUGAAGCAACUCUGGGGUGGAGUUGGCAGAGAUGCAGUGAGAUGGUGAUACCUCUUGGUGUUGGGGAUAAUUCCAUGUUCCAACCAAAUCCAUUUAAUUUGACAGACCAUAUAGAGCGUUGCAAGAGUUUGUAUGGUGUCCGACCUCGUCCUCAUUGGGUCACUACCUAUUACGGAGGUCAUGAUAUAAAAUUGAUUCUUCAAAGGUUUGGUAGCAACAUUAUCUUCUCAAAUGGGCUGAGAGAUCCUUACAGUAGUGGCGGGGUAUUGAAUAACAUAUCAGAUAGUAUUGUUGCGGUUACUACAGUGAACGGAUCUCAUUGCUUGGACAUACAACGAGCGAAUCCAAGUACUGAUCCCGAUUGGCUGGUGAUGCAACGUAAAAAAGAGGUGGAGAUAAUUGAAGGGUGGAUUACCCAAUAUUACGAAGAUCUUUAUGAGUUCAAAGAUCCCUUUUUAAUCAUAAGAGGGGGAACAAAAGUAGAUGCUGCUGUUUCAGGUCAAUUAUAAAAUUAACUGCAGUUGAAUAAGAAAUUAUUGCAAGGAUAUAUAAUUGCUGGGCCACUUUGCCAGCUUUAAAUAAAGAACUUGAUAUGUAUGGUUAUGUGUACUCCUUCUACAAAUCCACUACGUUUCAUGUAAUAAUAAGAUGGCCAAUUCCUCUUCAA
Molecule: messenger RNA, 1759 nt
Organism: Populus trichocarpa (black cottonwood)
Lineage: Eukaryota; Viridiplantae; Streptophyta; Magnoliopsida; Malpighiales; Salicaceae
Exons: 10
Coding region: 63-1601 (512 amino acids)
Biological process (GO): proteolysis
Molecular function (GO): serine-type exopeptidase activity; dipeptidyl-peptidase activity
Source: RefSeq, a predicted model, not a curated record